Messenger RNA from Penicillium olsonii, 1563 nucleotides. The record is from the annotation of a GenBank genome assembly. Lineage: Eukaryota; Fungi; Ascomycota; Eurotiomycetes; Eurotiales; Aspergillaceae.
AUGGACGUCGACAAAGAGCCCAUCGAUAGUCUCCAUGUGGAGGCUACGACAACGGACCUGACCAUGGCCAAGAAGCUUGAUCAUGAAGUACUCGAACACAACAUGACUCUUCGGCAGGCCCUGACAAACUAUCGCAAGGCCAUGCUAUACUCUCUAUUUUUCUGCUUCUCUGCCAUCCUCUGGGGGUACGACAUGCAAGUCAGCGGAGGUCUACUCGCUGCCCCCGAGUUUCGGGCCGUUUUUGGAUAUACCCAGCCUGAUGGCACUACCAUUCUCCCUGCCAGGUGGCAGGCUGCGUUCAACAUGAUUGCAACUGUGGGUGGAAUGGGCGGAAGCUUGCUUUGCGGUCCCAUCUCACCCUACUUUGGCCGGAAAAUCACACUGGCAAUUGCAUGUGUCAUUUCCAGUGGCUCCAUUUUCUUGCAAUUCUUUGCCUUCUCUCGGGGUGUGCUACUGGCCGGAAAACUUGUGAAUGGUAUCUCCCUCGGCAUGUUCCUUGUCACUGCGUGUUCCUACUGUUCGGAGGCAUGCCCAGUCGUGCUGCGCGGUAUCACGAUUGCAAUGGUGAACCUGUUUGUCGUCAUUGGGCAGCUUCUUGGAAACUGUCUCAUCAGGGCUUUCGGUGGACGAACCGAUACUUUUGCCUAUAGAAUCCCUUUCGCCUUCCAGUGGCUUUUCCCCGCCAUUCUCAUCUGUGGAGUCUGGUUCUGUCCUGAGUCUCCUUACUGGUAUGUCCAAAGAGGCAAACAUGCCGAAGCCAAAAAGUCGCUUGAACGAUUCCAAACAGGCGGAAGCGUCGACAGCUGGCUGGUUGAGAUUCAGGAAACAGUGCGCAUGGAAGAAGAAUCCGCUAGUUCUGCUGGUUACCUCGACUGUUUCCGGGGAACUGAUCUCCGUCGUACCUUGAUCGUCAUUGCUGUCUGGACCAUCAACUCUUUCAGCGGUGUCAACUUCGUGCUCAGCUAUUCUACCUACUUUUUCCAAAUUGCCGGUCUUCCUACCUCUCGAUCCUUCGAUAUGGGCGUCGGUGUAACAGCAGUUGGAGUCGUUGGAAACAUUUGUUCGUGGUGGGUUAUCAACACCAUCGGUCGCAGGUCCCUCUUCCCGGGUAUGAUCGUUCUCACAAUCAUUGUCCUCGUCAUUGGCAUCUUGGACGUCGUACCAAACUACAACUCCUCCAUCGCAUGGGGCCAGUCUGCAUUGAUCAUCAUCUGGAACUUCUUCUACGACCUUACCCUUGGACCUCUUGGGUACGUCAUUUGCGGAGAAAUGUCGUCUACUCGCUUGCGCUCCUACGGCGUGAGUAUUGGUUUCUUCACGCAGAACUUCUGGACUCUGAUCAUGACUAUUAUCGUGCCAUACAUGAUCAACCCGGACGAGGGAGAUCUUCGUGGCAAGACGGGCUUUAUCUUCGGUGGCUUCUCGGUGAUUGCUUGUAUCUGGACUUACUUCUGUUUGCCUGAGACUAAGGGGAGGACCUUCGAAGAACUUGAUCACAUGUUUGAGCAAAAGAUCUCGGCGAGGAAGUUUGCGAAGCAUGAUCGAAGAGCAGAUGGGGCUUAG